AUGGGCUCCAAGGCCACUACAAACCCAGCUCUCUUUCUUGCCUUUUUCAUUCUGGUCAGUGCUAGUGUCCAUUGCGCACCACCUCCUCAAGCAACUUGCCCAAAAGAUGCCUUGAAAUUGGGCAUAUGUGCUAAUCUGCUGAGUGUGAUUGGGAUCUUCGGUGGAUCUCCCGUAACAAGACCUUGUUGCUCUCUCAUUGAUGGCCUUGCUGACCUCGGGGCAGCUGUUUGCUUUUGCACAGCCCUGAAAUUCAAUGUUUUGGGCAUCCACCUUAAUCUCCCACUUAACCUUGCCGUGACUCUGAAUGCUUGUGACCGGCGUGCUCCACCAGGGUUCAUAUGUGUCUAA
Messenger RNA from Coffea arabica (coffee), 348 nucleotides. RefSeq names its product 14 kDa proline-rich protein DC2.15-like. The record is from RefSeq and is a predicted model, not a curated record. Lineage: Eukaryota; Viridiplantae; Streptophyta; Magnoliopsida; Gentianales; Rubiaceae.